ACACACACACACACACACACACACACACACACACACACACACACACUCUCACACUGGGGUGGAGUCCACUGCUUUUCUGCAGCUGAGAGUUUCAGGAGUUUCUGGAGUUUUUCGGUUCGACUCGGAGCCUUUCUCUGCGUCGUCAUGGUUACUACGGAGACCCACCAGAGCCAGGACCUCUUGGUCCCCCAGCAGAACCAGGACCAGCAGAACCAGGACCUCCAGGACCAGGACCUGGACCAGGUUUUCACCGUGUCAGCGCUGGAUCCCGAGGCCAUGACUCAGGGUCCAGUCAACGCCAUCACGGUCCUCACGCUGCUGGACAAGCUGGUCCACAUGCUGGACGCGGUCCAGGAGAACCAGGGCAAGAUGGAGGUGCACCAGGUGCAGAUGGAGGGUGUGGUGAGAGGGAUUCAGGCCGAUAUGACCAAACUGUCUAAGAGUCACAGCAUCACCUCCAACACGGUCAGCAAGCUGCUGGACAAGAGCCGCAGACUCUCCGUCACCAUGAAGGAGGUGCGUGAUAAGAUGGAGCGUCAGGGCGUCCAGGUGAAGAAGCUGGAGGCCAACCACGCCCACCUGAUCAGCAGGAACAACUUCAAGGUCCUCAUCUUCCAGGAGGAAACCGAGAUCCCGUCGACGGUUUUCGUGAAGGAUCCGCCUCCGUUCCCUCGCGAGGAGAUUCUGGAGGAAGUCGACGAGUCGAUGGCGGGUGUUGCCGACGGCAACCGUUCGGAGGAGGGGGGGUUGCACAGCAUCGACCUAUCAUCUGACGAGGAUGUCGGGCUGGAGGCGGAGCUAGAGGAAGAGGAGGCGUGGCCUCAAGAUCUGGAGAAUAACCCGGAGAAAUCCAGAACGGAGAAACUGAAACGCUCCAGUCUGAAGAAGGUGGACAGUCUGAAGAAGGCGUUCUCCAGGCAGAACAUCGAGAAGAAGAUGACGAAGAUCGGAACGAAGAUUGUUUCUCUGGAACAACGAGAUAAAAUCAAACAGAAGACCUCCAGUAUGUCCUUCAGCUUCGGCAAGCAUCGUAGCGGCUCCGACUCUCAUCCCACCGAAGCGUCUCUCCAGGAAGAGGAAGCGGUGAUCCCCGAGGAGACCGACGUCCAGCUGACCUCGCCGGGAAGCACCGACCAGGAAGUAGCCUCCACCGAACAGGAAGUAGCCUUCACCAAACAGGAAGUGUCCUUCACCGAAGUUCACGCCCAGCUGGCUCCGGCCGAGCAGGCAGAGAAAGAGGGAGAGGAAAAAGAGGAAAAGGAGAAGGGAGGUGAUGAAGAGGAGAAGGGAGGUGAUGAAGAGGAGAAGGGAGGUGAUGAAGAGAAGAAGGGGGGUGAUGAAGAGGAGAAGGGAGGUGAUGAAGAGGGUGAUGUGUCCGUGGUGUCUGAGGGAAUCGGGGCAGACUACGCCCUGUCCUCCACGCUGCCUCAGGAGGAGAACCAAUCAUAAACACUUCAACAUUUAGAGAAAUCUGAUUCUUCUUCUCUCUCCUUCUGAGCUGCUUGUUCAAGAUUGAGUCUGCUGAAUCACCAUGGCAACAACCUCCGGUAGACAACCAGCCGUUCAGAAUCACCGUGACAACAACCGCCGUACUUCUGUACUCUUUGGUAACGUUUAAAGAUAUAUAAACACGGAGGUCCCCCUAACAGACAGACAGACAGACAGACAGGUAGAGACAGACAGACAGACAGACAGACA
Molecule: messenger RNA, 1698 nt
Organism: Perca fluviatilis (European perch)
Lineage: Eukaryota; Metazoa; Chordata; Actinopteri; Perciformes; Percidae
Gene: cavin2b
Product: caveolae associated protein 2b
Exons: 6
Coding region: 145-1449 (434 amino acids)
Cellular component (GO): caveola; cytoplasm
Molecular function (GO): protein kinase C binding
Source: RefSeq, a predicted model, not a curated record